CGUAAUCAAAUAUGGCUUCCUAUAUUUACAUGUAUUUUGCAUCUGAAGCAAUAUUUCCGUGUUGAAAGAACUGAUUAAGCAGUCAUAACAAAAAUAUUUAGAAUAAUUAGUCUGUUCAAGUAAAUACCAUAAAAUACAAGGGUGACAAGCACCCAUAAGGCAUGAACUCAAAUUAUUUACCUUCUAGUCAUCUCUAGACUGUAUCAGCAGCGGCCCCUCUUCUGUCUGGUCCCCCCUUGUAGGGGGAGGGUCGAGUACGCUUGACCCCAGUGCUCUCAAACUCAUCCACUGCAUCUACUGUGCAGAUUGCCGCAUGGAGAAGCUGGCCUCGACUGGCAGCGCCUUCCACCAGCAGACGGCCGCUAUGACCGAGAGCUCGGGGGCCAGCACAUCCACCUCAUCACAGACACCCCUGGUGGGCGUGCCCCUGGCUCCACCCAGAACACCGCCCGACCAAGCUUCACUGCAAAGUAGUAUGGACAAAAACAAAGAAACUUUAAAGAGGAAGUUAAUGCUGAGGAGGUCUGUCAAUGAACUCGUGGAUCGUGGAAUCUACCCGCCAUUAAAGACACCCCCAGCAUUUGCUGAAAAGACAAAACAAUUGGAACGUGCCAAGACAGGUGACCUGUUACGUCACAAGAUCCAGCACAGACCAGACAGGCAGGCCCUGGUCCAGCAGCACAUACUUGAAGAUACUACAAUAGAUCCCUCGCUACAUGAGCGCCAGAGGUUGUUAAAACGUUCCCGCUUGCUGGAUGGCCUCAAUGAUAAGUUGGCCCAUAGACCCGGGCCGCUAGAGCUAGUACAGGGCAAUAUACUGCAGCCAUCAAAUGAACUGGCCAAUGCUAUCAAAGAUGGCACCCUCCAGUUUGUGCCCACCUGUGACACUGAAGACAUGGACCAGUCCAGUUCCUCCUUUCUCUUUGAUGAUGAAAGUCCUGGGAGUGAGGGAGCUCCGUCCCCUCCCAUGGAUGAAUCAGGUCUGUCUGAUGUCAGUAGCCCCAGCUCUGCUCCGCCCAUCUUCACCGAUUCCUUCCCCCUCUCCUUUACGUUUGCUAAAAGCAUAUCCAUUCCUGUGACCAUCAACAAGGUCCACCAAAGUCCAGUGCCCAUCGCUAGUAAUGCCCAACCCAAGCUGUCCACGGCAAACACCAUCACCAACCUACACAACCACAGCAGCGGCAAGUCCCGGUCCAAGAAACCCAAAUCAAAGAGCACGUCUAAAGCCAGGAUCAUCAAGUUCCAUGAGUACAAGGGUCCUCCAUCCGUGCUCAAAAGCCAGGCUUCCAGCACUGCAUCCAGCGCCACAUGCAGCAGUGCAGCAGAAGACACCCCAUACCACAUCAUGCUCCAGCAGCAGCAGCUCUUCCUCCAGUGGCAACUUGAGUUCCAGCACAAGCAGCAGGGCAUGGCCUUAAGCCCUGGCGCCUCUAGCAUUGGAGAAAACUCUAAUUCCUCCACAUCAUCAGCGCUGGUCACCUCCCCCACUGCAGCCCUCAAUGCCCCAACCUUUGCCUCUGUUUCCAGCACUAUGGUACAGAGCUUCCAACAGACCCCGCCCCUCAGUACACAGGCUGUCUUCACCUCUGGGCCUGCUCAGGCUGUCUUUACACCUGCGCCUGCCCAGGCUGUACCCCAGCAGACCUGCCCAUCCCCACCAGCGCCCCCACCACCCCCACCCCUCCCUACAAGACCAACUCAGUGCGUGGCCCCUAGAACCGCCACCAAGGCGCUGACAUCAAUACCCGCCAGCGCCCUGAGCCUACCCAAGCUGACGGGUAACUUGGAGGAGAUGAAAGUUGCAGACCUCAAGGCUGAGCUCAAGAAGCGCAGCCUGCCUGUCUCUGGCCCCAAGCCCCAGCUUAUAGAACGUUUAAAACCUUUCACAGAGUCCCCCAGCCCCACCGGCCCCAAGCCCAAUGGCUCACGACCCCCCUCACGGGUCUCUACCCCACUGCUCAUUGGCCAGACCAGCUUUCAUAUCAAGACUGAGCCAAACGGAGAGGUGACGGCAGCUCCUAUCACCCGACCUGUCACAUCAGCUACCUCUGUGCUGGUAUCCUCCUCCAGUGCGUACACCUCACCUUCUGCCUUCUCUGUGCCCAUCACAAUGCCCCUCUCAAUGCCCCUGGGUACACUGGGCCUAAAGACAGUUGCCAGUGUAAAGCCUAUGGUUAAAGAAGAGCCUAUGACAACAACAGAGGUAUCCCCCCCCUGCUCGCCACCAAACACCCUGAUGUCUGUGCAGGAGCCGCGUACACCAAUGAGCCCUGAGAGUGAGGUGAGCUCCCCCACUGUGCUGAGGACAAAAGUUGUCCCAACAUUCUCCCCCAGCAAGCAAGCGGGCACCUUGUGUAUGGUGCCAGGGCAGACAGUGCUGUCCAUGAACACGGACAGGCCAGCCUCAGUGCUGCCAGCUGAGAUGAUGCCCAUGGAAGUGGACUCGGUUUCUGUGGACUUGAACCAGGGCGUUGACGACACAGCUUUUAAAGCAGCUAGCUUGGGCCACAGCCUAGAUUCUGGCAGCUUCAAGGCCCUCAUUCAGCCCAUCACCAAUAGCUACAAGACUCUCAGCCAGAACUCUCUAGAUAGCUCUAGCCAAAUGAAGACAAACUUGUUAGAUACAAAGACUAUCAAGAGCAUCAACCUGAGUCCCCACCUGGAUGGCUCAGCUACCAUUAAAAGUAUCAGCCUGAGCUCUCCCCCUGAACCAAUCACCAUCAAAACCAUCAACCUCGGCUCUGCUGCCGACAGCUCCCAGUUCAAGACAGUCAGCCUGAGCCCCACAGCAGAUGGGGCAGCUUUCAAGACAGUCAGCCUUAGUGAGAACUCGCUGCUGAAGGCAGUCAAGAUGGCCUCCCCCACCCAGAUGUCCCCAGUCCAGCUGACAGCACCUGUGACCCACACACUGACUAGCCCAGCCUCCCUGCUCCAGCUCCAACAGCUCCAGCAGCUGCAGACCCUGCAACAGCUGCAGCAGCAGCUUCUCCAGCAGACGCAGGCCCAGCAGUUCCAGUCCAGUGCCGUCCCCUUGACCAGCAACGAGCAUGUGGUCCUGGCCCAGGCCAAACAGAUAGAAGAGCUACAGCGUCAGCUGCAAGAAUCACACCUCAAGCUCAAGCUGCAGCAGCUGCAGCAGAUGCAGCUGCAACAGCAGCAGCUUCAACAACAGCAGCAACAGCAGCUUCAACAACAGCAACAACAGAUGUGGCAAGUUAGGAUACCUUCCAAUUUUAACCAGAACUCACUGAUGACCAAACUUUCACAAGAGCAGGUGAGCCAGCAGUUGAGCCAACAGGUGAGCCAGCAGUUGAGCCAGGUGAUGAGCUCACCUGUACAGCUUCAGCAGCAGCCGGCAUCAAUUUUCUUGAAUGGUCACAGCAUUCAGCCAGCCCCACUUGUUGUCUCAGGUGUGCAGCAGAGCGUGCAGCCAGCACAGGUGAUGGUGUCCAGCCCUGCAGGCUUGAGCAUGACUGCCAACACUGGCCAGCCUGCAGUCUCCCUGCCCUACGCCAUCCACAUCAACUUGACCAGCUCCGGCCAGGUCAAGCUGCCACCUCAGCUACAGCCCAUAACAACAUCCACAGCUUCAGCAGCCACGGCCACCAAAACAUCGGCCGUCCCAUCCGUCCAGAUCCCAGCUCAACUUCUUCUCAACACUGCACCCCAGCAUGUUGCCAACACAGCUCAAACUAUCAAAACAGAGCCAGACACAGCACAUACAAUGGGUCCUCCAACAUCAACUUGUGUUCCAAAAUCCCAUGUGCCCAGCAGUAGCCAACCAUAUGUCUUCACAGCUUCCUCGGCCUCUGUCAUAUCAGCCCAAAGCAAUGGGAUCAUAGCCAGAACCAACUCGCUACCCUCGGCACCACUUGUCAGUGACCAACAUGAGACCAUCCAGAGGUGUACGUCCAGCCCAUAUUUCAAUGGACCCAUGAAAGAGCCACCGCGUUAUGAUGAGGCCAUCAAAAUUAAGCAGCAGCAAACGGUGCCACCCCUGAUAAACAAUAAGAAGGAAGUGACUACAGAUAGUCCAGUUAGUACCAACAACAACAACACCAUCAACAACAACACCAUCAACAAAACCCUGACUUUGGGUCAGAUUGGCCCUGAUGUUAAGUCUCAAACCAUGGAUGAUGUCUUGGAGAUUCUAAUCAGAAAUGGAGAUUUGCCACCAAGUGCAGCCACAGAACCCCUGCCCACACCAAAAAUGAGCCAAGCUGGGCCAGAAACCAGCAGUGUUCCCAUGACAACAGCAGCUGGCGUGACUUCAAACAGCUACUCUGGUCAGCAGCACCUCAGCCCAAGGGACCAAACCUUGACCUCUGUCCACACCUUUUCUGACUCUUUCCUGAGCGCCCCACAUUGCGCAGCCCCCCAGGAGCUGACGGCUCCCUUGGGUGACCCCCAGGCUGAUGCAGGGGAGCUGCUGGACUGGGGAGAAAUGCUGCCCUCACCAGACCUCUCCACCAUGGACUGGUCAACUGAGACAGGUUUUAAUCAGCUGGACAUGGGAGAACCCAGCCUCAACCUGGAGGUCAAGGUCACAGAAUCCCAGCUGACCAGCCAUGACGGGUACAAUGAGCUGCUGGACCAAGGCAAUGCAAGUGGGCCCUACGGGGCCAGUCUACACACUCCCAGCAGGCAUGGCUCCGAGCCAGACCUGGCCGCGCUGGGCUUGGGGGGUGAGUCCAGUGACAUUGUGGACCCCUCAACACAAAUGGAUAUGUCAGACUGGCUAGAUGUCAUGAUGCCAAAUGUCAACAUGAUGCCAAAUGUCAACAUGUCCAUCAACCAUCACAUGAACCUGUCCAGCAGUUUUUCAGCUGAUCCCAUCCUGACUCCCAGAACACAGCAGGAAGUUUUUGACAUCUUCAACUUUGAUGACCCGGAGUACGGCCCUUCUGUCAUGAGCUGGGACAAGCCAGCCGAGCAGAGUACGAGCAGCUGAACACUGGCACGCUGUCUUAUGGGACAGUUAACUAGCUGAACACUGUCACGCUGUCUUAUGGGACAGUUAACUAGCUGAACAC
Physella acuta is the source of this 5033-nucleotide messenger RNA. Its product is annotated as myocardin-related transcription factor B. Gene Ontology annotation, biological process: smooth muscle cell differentiation; positive regulation of transcription by RNA polymerase II. Gene Ontology annotation, cellular component: nucleus. The record is from RefSeq and is a predicted model, not a curated record. Gene Ontology annotation, molecular function: transcription coactivator activity. Lineage: Eukaryota; Metazoa; Mollusca; Gastropoda; Physidae.